AUGACAGUCUACCUGGAUCAACUUGGUUGUGAAAUACAGCAAGCAGAGCCAAGUCCUAAGGUUGGUGUAGCAGGUCAUCCUCCAGGAAGUUGGAUAGGAGCCGCUCAGCUGACCGAAGCAUCCGCCGCUGAAGAAUACAGUUGUGAAUAUGGCUCGCUCAAGUUUUAUGCUCUCUGUGGCGUUGGUGGGGUCCUAAGUUGUGGCCUGACACACACUGCUGUUGUACCUCUGGAUUUAGUGAAAUGUCGUAUGCAGGUCGAUCCACAAAAAUACAAGAGCAUCUUCAAUGGAUUUUCAGUGACAGUCAAAGAAGAUGGUGUUCGUGGCUUGGCUAAGGGAUGGGCUCCUACCUUUAUUGGAUAUUCCAUGCAGGGGCUUUGUAAAUUUGGUUUCUAUGAAGUUUUCAAAAUCCUGUAUGGCAACAUGCUGGGAGAGGAAAAUGCAUAUCUGUGGCGUACUUCAUUAUAUUUAGCUGCAUCUGCCAGUGCGGAGUUUUUUGCUGACAUUGCUCUGGCUCCGAUGGAAGCUGCUAAAGUUCGUAUUCAGACACAGCCUGGAUAUGCAAACACUCUGCGGCAGGCUUUACCUAAAAUGUUUGGAGAAGAAGGCAUCUGGGCUUUCUAUAAAGGUGUUGCUCCACUAUGGAUGAGACAGAUUCCAUACACAAUGAUGAAAUUUGCCUGCUUUGAGCGUACUGUUGAAGCUCUCUACAAGUAUGUUGUUCCCAAGCCACGAAGUGAAUGUACAAAAGGAGAACAGCUGGUAGUCACAUUUGUUGCAGGCUACAUUGCUGGUGUGUUCUGUGCAAUUGUUUCCCAUCCUGCUGACUCCGUGGUGUCUGUGUUGAACAAAGAAAAGGGCAGUUCUGCUUCACAGGUUCUUAUGAGGCUUGGAUUCAAAGGUGUAUGGAAAGGUCUGUUUGCGCGUAUCAUUAUGAUUGGUACCCUGACUGCACUACAGUGGUUCAUCUACGAUUCUGUGAAGGUUUAUUUCAGACUUCCUCGUCCACCUCCACCUGAAAUGCCAGAAUCUCUGAAGAAGAAGCUUGGUCUAGCUGAAUAGACAGCUCAUGGACUGACUGUGCUGGCUGUCCCAGUGAUGAGUUUCAUGAAACUUUUAUAUAUUUGACUAUGUAGAAAACAUAUAUGAUGUCAUUAUUGGCUGUGCCCUCAUCCCACACGAGGGUUUAAAUUCUACCACUGUCAUGGUCUGAAAUAAAUGAGAAACAGAGUGCUUAGUGUCUGUUUACUACUGCAUAUAUAAGCUUCAUUUCAUAGCAGCAAAUACCUCAAAUACUUUCCCCCACCCCCUUAAAGAAUUUAAUCUAUUCUACACUUUAGGAACUAGAGAAUUAUGAAACAGUUGUAACAAAAAUAAGCUUUUGCUGUUUCCAGAGAAGUGCCAAGAACCUGUCAUUGCAGAACGGCAGUAACUAACCUGCAGUUCUAUGCAUUUUGAGUCCACUGUUUUAUUUGCCUAUAAUAAGCUGUUACUGUAGAACAGCUGAAUGGAAUGGCUGAGAUGAGACUGCAAUCUGCUAGGGCAUCCUGGUCAUACAGAUAAAAGGAACCUUAUAUAUAAUAGAGCUGUUUCUGCUUUGGGGUGGUUAUCCUAACAUAACUAUCUUAUGCUUGUUUGACUAACUUCUGCUUUGAACCACACCAAAGAACUCAGUCCUUUCAGUUGUACUGUGGAAUUAAACAGUAACUGCCACCUUAACAAAAGAAAAGCUGAUGUUGAUGAAGAUUCUCAAAGAUACCCAACCACUAAAAGCUUACUACAGCUUUACAGUAA
Molecule: messenger RNA, 1794 nt
Organism: Athene cunicularia (burrowing owl)
Lineage: Eukaryota; Metazoa; Chordata; Aves; Strigiformes; Strigidae
Gene: SLC25A3
Product: solute carrier family 25 member 3
Exons: 8
Coding region: 1-1062 (353 amino acids)
Biological process (GO): mitochondrial phosphate ion transmembrane transport
Cellular component (GO): mitochondrial inner membrane
Molecular function (GO): phosphate transmembrane transporter activity
Source: RefSeq, a predicted model, not a curated record